CAAAAAUCUAAAAUGUCAAGAACCUUCGACUCUGAAAUGGUAUCUUUGAAAGACAUGUUGAAGAUCACUAUUGGGCUGUUUAAUAUUAUUGCAAAGACACAUAACCAGAACUUUGAACAGCUAUUGGAAGGCCUUCAAGAUCAAGGAAUUUAGGAAGGAUGGAGUAGAGUUUGACAGAAUUGUGGUAUUGGAUCAAGACAGUAUGGGGACUGAGUCUCUUGGGUCUUCUUCACAUCAAGGGUUUUGGAAGGCAUUGAAAAGAGAAAUAUUUCAGAAAUAUUGAAAAGAGCAAUUAUCUUUCCUACCAUUACACAGUCCAAGAAUAACUAAGAAAUUUAAAGAGCCUACUAUUUCAUCAUCUAAAAAGGCUAAGGCACCCUCUCUUGCUGCUAAAAGAUCAUCCUCUUCAAGAUCAAUAACAAAAUACAGAAAAACUAGUUCACGUCUCAAAAAUCCUAAACUAGCUGAAAAAUACCUCAACAAGCCUAAAACUCAUACUGAAGCUUCAAAACCUAACCAAAUUCUCGACAAAAGAAGCAGCAUCUCUAAAGUUCCAAAUCCAUGCCAAAACCUCAACUGUCAAUCCAAUCCGGUCCAAAAUUUAUCUUCCCAACCUCCGAAUAUUCAGCCCCAAAAUACCCGCCUUCCUCGACAGAUGAAAACUCCUAGCUUUGGUAACGACCUGUUACUUCAAACUUCUUCUGCAAAGCCAGUUGAACACAUUCAAAAGUCUCAGCCCAGGUCUGACAUAAUGAAGGAUACCUUCAGCCCUUCUCUGAUGCCAAAGGAAGGGCUUAAUCCUUGUAUGGAACUAAAUACAGGUGGCAGGGUGCCCCUCCACUACAAUGCUUGUCAACAAGUUGCAGUUCCUCACGGAGCAAGCACAGGUCGGGUUAGUAAUCUACCUGCAGAGUCAGUAACCGAGGACUUUCUCAAGUAUGCCGCUCAGAUGGGCCAUAAGAAGAGAGUUCAAGAAAUCACGGAAUUUAGAAUUAAGACUGGACCUAAACAAAACUCAAACAGGAUACUAAAAGAUGUAAAUAACUUUUCAUAUACUGAUGAUCUUCCUUUACACUUCGUAGAACAGAAGAAGAGCAUAAUUUCUUCAAAGAAAUCUUUGAAUAACUACCUUAACUUGACCAAACAAAACCAAGCUCAAAAGGAGAAUCGUCCUGAAAAGCUCUCCAAAAGCUUUACAAUUGCACUUGAGCUUACUAAAAAUAUAAAAGAUUCUAAAGAUUAUGAACAGAUUGUUACUGACCAGUUGUCUCAGAGUUUGUUCGAACACGACUCUAAGGAACUUGAGAGAUCUGAGAGGAGCCAACAAGAUAGGGUCCCGGUGGUAGCAGCUUAUUCUACUGAGAAAGAUAGAUAUGUCAGGUAUGAUUGUGAGGAGAAUGCAGGCAUGCACAAUGUGAUAGGAGAGAUGCAGGGAAAAUUAGCCGAUAAGACAUGUGAGAGUGAACAGCCUUUUAGAUCGAUCAUUGGAUCUUGAAGACUGAAUCAAUCGAGUUCUCAAAGUCCUUCGUUUAAGAAUCGAAAGGAUAUUGAAGAUAGGAUAGCGAGAGAAAUAAUUCAUAAGACUAAUUCUUCAUCUCCUAAAUUGCAAAAUAAAUUCACCUUGAAAAAAGGCAGCAUGAAGAAUCCAAAAACAUCAGGGGUUAUCUCUAAAGAAUUACGAGAAGACCUCAUUCCUGGUUAUGAAGUUGCUAAAAAUAAAAUAAGACACAAUAAUAGCUUUGAAAAAGAGUAUAAAUAAGCUCAAACCUCUUCAAGAUUCUCCUUGAGCAAUUGGUUCACUAAAAUCUCAACGGUGUGGGUCAAAAGACAAGCAAUCAGAUAAGCAUGAUUUCAAACAAACUCAAAAUCUAACCUCCAUGUGCAGCAAGCAGUCUAUGAUGUUGAUUGAAACCAAUGAAAGCAUUGAUUAUUCUCAGACUCCAAACCUGAGAUAUCCCAAGACACCUCAGACUAAUUUUGACGCUAGACAUGUGCUUAAGAAUUACUUCAAAGAUCAUCAGAAGUACUUCAAGAACAUGAACAUGCCAGCUUCGUUGGCUAACAAUAACCAGAGUAUAAAAGCAUGGCCUUCCAAGAGAUAUAGCAGUUUAGAAGAGUCUGGAUCUUCUCAGAGGGAAGAAGCUAGUAGAGCUUCUUCAGAGCUCUUAAUCUCAGAUGAUCUAAGAGCUUCCUCAAAAGUAGCCAUAUCCUAUAACAACAAUAAUUUACUAGAAAAAGAGCUUGAGAAAGAUGAGUCUUCCAGAAUGCAACAAAGAUUUAUUGAUGAUAGGUACAGGACUAGUCAAAGUGACGGCCUGACCCAUCUUAUGCUCACUGCUGAAGAUCAUGCCAGAAUUAAAAACUUUAACAGCAAUGAACACUAUAUCCCUGUGCUAAGUGAGAAGGUUGAGGCAGACAUAGAUGAAGAAUGUGAUACAUUUGAGUUUGACUCACCCAAACAGCAAAUCAAACCCCUCAAUACAGUGAAGAGACUUCCUCCUAAGGUUCUAAACAAAAUAUUGGAAUAUUAUGGAAAUGAUCAAGUAAUGAAUUUGCUGUGUAAAGAUAUUAAAAAUACACUUGAGAGUUAUAGUUCUGUAGAGGUUCAUCGAAGUAUAAGAUCCUCUGAAGACAAUAACGAAAUACCUUGCAUUUCGAACCAAAAACAGUUCAAAAUGUCAUCUUCUCUUAGAUGAGAUUAUGAUAGUGAGUGGUGUAGAGAAGACUGGAGUAAUCUGUUCAAAGCGAUUAAAAAUGCUGAGCUUUCUCCUAAAGACCUUGUUGUCCUAAAUCUCUAUUUCACUUUCCUAGGCAAAUCCCUGUGCUUCGAAACUCUCCAAAACGACUUACUCCAAGUCCUAACAUCCCACAGUCCAGACUGGCAUGUCUCUUUCGACCCUGACACUUCCUUCACCUUCACAGCCCAGACCACCACUCAGAUCCAGAGCCUUCUGCCUUUGCUCAGCCACGACUCAGUGAUAUCUUCGACAGUAAGCCAGCUCAAAAUCUUUGAUGUGUUCACGAACAUAAUCCUUGAAGUCUUCCAAUACCUUGAGUUUAUCCCACUUCAAGAAUUUAACUAG
Molecule: messenger RNA, 3083 nt
Organism: Moneuplotes crassus
Lineage: Eukaryota; Ciliophora; Spirotrichea; Euplotida; Euplotidae
Source: the annotation of a GenBank genome assembly